CCGGAAGGACCUUCCUCAGGCCCACUCAGUCUGCACUGCAGCAGCCGCCAUCAUGUCGGACAACGAGGACAAUUUUGAUGGAGAUGACUUUGACGAUGCGGAUGAAGAUGAAGGAAUGGAUGAUCUGGACAAUGCCGAGGAGGAAGACCGCGAGAAUGUGGAGAUUCUUCCCGCAACAGAUGGCCAACAGGCCAAUCAGAAAAGGAUCACGACGGCAUACAUGACCAAGUAUGAGCGAGCCCGUGUACUGGGCACACGUGCCCUUCAGAUUGCGAUGUGUGCACCAGUCAUGGUGGAGCUGGAAGGAGAGACAGACCCCUUGCAGAUUGCAAUGAAGGAGCUGAAAGCACGGAAAAUUCCAAUCAUUAUCCGAAGGUACCUGCCAGACGGUAGCUACGAGGACUGGGGAGUGGAUGAAUUGAUCAUUGCAGAUUGACCCACACUCGCUGCUGGGGCACUUUCCACCUUCUUUGUGUUUGAAUGUUCUUUAUGUUUUUACUGUGAAUUUUUGUAAAAUAAACGUUCCUCUGAACUGUCAGGGCUUCUGAAUUCUGUGCCAUGUUUGAGAGACUCGAUGUUAAAUGUGUGGCUCCAAAUUCAAAAGGGAGCAGAGCUGGCUGUUAAUUUGCCACAAGUGGGCAGUCUCGGGCAGACCCAGGGACCAAGGAAGGACAAGGAACAACAGAGUGUAUCCAGUACACUGGCAUCACGCUAUCCCUACCCUGGGGAUAGUGCAGAGGGAGCUUUACUCUGUGUCUAACCCUGUGCUGUCAGGGGAACACACUGUUACCUUUCGAUUUGAGUAUGAUCGAAGAGGAGUAUUUAUUUGAGACUGAAUCAGCUAUUUCAAAUUAAAAACCAUUGGCGAGUUGUUAAUGUGGGCGCCCUCAAGUGGACACAAUGUUAAACUGCUGGAAUCUGGCAGACAUUUUCUCUGUACCUGGGAUUGUGAUUGGCUGAGGGCCUUUUGCUUUCUUGUCUAUAUUUUAUGAUGAUAUAUUCACCAAUCUUUCCCGGUUUAGAACCACUCAAUCUAAUUGAACUUCCUUUUUGAACCUCAGCAGUUUGUGUGGUGAAUGUGACCCCUCUGAUGCUCUGAGAAUUGACGUAAAAUUGUAUUUCCGUUGUGCCUUUCCCAAACUCUCUUCUUUGGAAAGACUUUUCGAAGUGUGACCACUAUUGUAAUAUUGGAUGUAUGAUAAUAAAAUUGUAGACAUCAGUGA
Messenger RNA from Hemiscyllium ocellatum (epaulette shark), 1223 nucleotides. RefSeq names its product RNA polymerase II, I and III subunit F (gene polr2f). Gene Ontology annotation, cellular component: RNA polymerase II, core complex; RNA polymerase III complex; RNA polymerase I complex. Lineage: Eukaryota; Metazoa; Chordata; Chondrichthyes; Orectolobiformes; Hemiscylliidae. Bases 53 to 436 code for a protein of 127 amino acids. Gene Ontology annotation, biological process: DNA-templated transcription. The record is from RefSeq and is a predicted model, not a curated record. The transcript is spliced from 5 exons. Gene Ontology annotation, molecular function: DNA binding; DNA-directed RNA polymerase activity.